Molecule: messenger RNA, 1265 nt
Organism: Rubroshorea leprosula
Lineage: Eukaryota; Viridiplantae; Streptophyta; Magnoliopsida; Malvales; Dipterocarpaceae
Source: the annotation of a GenBank genome assembly
CAGAGAAAUCUCACCAACGACGACCGAAAACCCUGUAGAGUCCUCUUUUUUUUCUCAUUAGGGAUUUCCACGUCUAGUUUCUCCUUUGGCCCCUCGAUUUCGUUUUUGUCCUUAGCCGACCUUAUUCCUUCGUUUUCAUCUCGGAUUUGCACCACCAUGUGCGACGGCAGCUGUAGGGCUUAAGCGUCUGGGGAAGUUAAUCUCUGUUUCCUAAUUUUCGACCAGGUCAGUAUCUCUACCUUUCUGAGAAGGUUUUAGGGCUUUAUUUUUUUCUCUGCUCUAUGUCGAUCUCAAAAGAACUUUACCCAUCUCAAGAGGACCUCCCCUACGAGGAGAUCUUACGCAACCCUUUUAGUCUGAAGUUGUGGUGGCGUUAUCUGAUUGCUAAGUCAGAAGCUCCUUUCAGUAACCGUUUCAUAAUCUAUGAAGCGCACUUAAAGCUCUUCCUGGUAGCUACAAGCUAUGGCAUGCGUAUCUGCGAGAACGCCUUGAAAUUGUUAGAAAUCUACCCGUUACUCAUCCCAAGUAUGACACCCUUAACAAUACGUUUGAAAGAGCUCUUGUUACAAUGCACAAGAUGCCCAGGAUAUGGAUAAUGUACUUAUAGACCCUGACAGAACAGAAGUUGAUUACUAGAACGCGUAGGACUUUUGACAGGGCUCUCUGUGCGUUGCCAGUGACUCAGCAUGACAGGAUUUGGGAUCCUUAGUUGGUAUUUGUGAGCCAGAAAGGUAUCCCUAUUGAGACCUCACUGAGGGUUUAUAGGAGGUACUUGAAGUAUGAUCCUUCUCGCAUUGAAGAUUUCAUUGAGUUUUUGCUGAAUUCAAGUCUGUGGCAAGAGGCCGCAGAGAGGUUAGCUUCUGUUUUGAAUGAUGAGACCUUUUAUUCAAUAAAAGGUAAGACGAAACACAGACUGUGGUUGGAGUUGUGUGACCUGCUUACAACGCAUGCGACGGAGGUUUCGGGGCUUAAUGUGGAUGCAAUAAUUAGAGGUGGGAUACGAAAGUUUACAGAUGAGGUAGGAAGGCUAUGGACUUCGCUUGCUGAUUAUUACAUUAGGAGAAGUUUGUUUGAGAAGGCUAGAGAUAUUUUUGAGGAGGGUAUGACAACAGUAGUAACUGUGAGGGACUUUAGUGUAAUAUUUGAUGCUUAUUCACAAUUUGAAGAGAGUGUGAUUGCUCACAAGAUGGAGAGCUUGGAUUUAAGUGAUGAGGAAGAAGAAGACAUACAAGAAGACACGAUUGAGGAGGAUGAAGAUAUUCGUU